This is a messenger RNA of Peromyscus maniculatus bairdii (prairie deer mouse), 3853 nucleotides long. Lineage: Eukaryota; Metazoa; Chordata; Mammalia; Rodentia; Cricetidae. The record is from RefSeq and is a predicted model, not a curated record.
CAACACUUGAUCCUGUCUCUUACCUGUACUGCUGUCUCCGCCCACUGGGGGGCGGGGCUCGAGGGCGAGGCUGGUGGCUGUUCAGAAGCCUCGAGAGCCAUCAGUUCCUACCAGACUCUUGCUGGGGGUGCUGUCCACCCCAUGGCCGGGCGCAGGUCUUCAAACGUCUACCCCCUCCCAGGCAAUAGUGGUGGUGGCCUGGAAGGGCCAGUGCCCAUGCGAGUUGAUACCCCAACCUGGUUGAGCAGCCAAGCAGCCACAGGCAGGUUAAUGGUGCGGCCAGGUAUUGGACCAAGCAUCUGUCCAGGCCCUGAGGUGUGGGGAGUGCCUCUGGGUCCCUCACCUUAUGAAUUCCGAGGCGGGAUAGCACCCUACGGAGUGGGUGAGGCAAGGGCCUGGUCCCAGAGUUCCUCUGAGGAUGCCUGCCCCGGACGCUACAUCGCCCUGAGGUACAUGCCAAAUUUGGCACUGCCAGAGGACGUUUCAGCCAUACAGAAAGAGAUGGAGCAGCUGGCCAAGGAGCUGAGACAGAAGAGGAUGACCCUGGGGUACUCACAGGCCGAUGUGGGGUUUGCUGUAGGAGCUAUGUUUGGGAAGGUUCUCAGCCAGACGACCAUAUGCCGCUUCGAGGCCCAGCAGCUCAGCCUUGCCAACAUGUGGAAGCUGCGACCCCUGCUGAAAAUGUGGCUAGAGGAAGUAGAUGAGAAGAACCUUCUGGGCAUAUGCAGAAUGGAGAUGAUCCUGCAGCAGGCCCGGAAGCGGAGACGUGCUAGCAGAGAGAGACGCAUUGGGAGCAAUCUGGAGAAACUGUUCUUGCAGUGUCCGGAGCCCACGCCCCAGCAAAUCAGCUAUAUUGCUGGGCGCCUCCGGCUGCAGAAGGAUCUGGUCCAAGUGUGGUUUUCUAACCGGAGCCAGAUGGGCAGUUGGCCAAGCAGUGAUACCUCCCGGAGGGAGGAUGUGGGGGCAACGGGGUCUCCUUUCCCAGGGCCACCAGUGUGCUUUACGCUGGCACCGGGGCUCCAUUUUGAUUUUCCCCACUGUGGGGGAUCAUGUCUUACACCCCUGUACUCCUCUACCCCAUUUCCUGUGCGAGGAGCCCUGCUGUCGGCCCCAGCCACCACUCUGGGCCUCCCCAGGCUGUCAAGCUGAGGGGCUUACCCCGCAGGGGAAGAUCAGAGGAUAGAGAGAGAAGAGGGGCUUGUUUGGGGGUUUGGCCUUCAGUUCUCUGCCUAAAGAAUUUAGAGGUUGGAUCUACUACGGGAGGGUGGGAGGGAAGUUAGAGCUUCACUGGCUUCAUGUUGUUCUUACCUUUGUUUGUCCCUGGCGUUGGCAUUACAAUAUAUUUGUGGCUUCAACACUCGUUUCUCUUUUUUUAUUAUUAAAGAUGUGCCCAUUGUUACUUAUUGUUUCAGGAAUCACAAAGAGUUUACUUCUUUAAGAACACAGUAUAAAAUUAAAAAUGCAAGUCACAGAAAACUACUACACCAGCUUUUAUUACAAACAAACAGAACUUUGCACAAACCCAAAAUCCAGGAUGACCGUUACUCCCUGGGGAGGCCUAGAAAUGGAAUAGGAAGUAGCACGGAGGCCCUUUCAGACACAUGAGCUGCCUUGGAGACCCUUCCCCUCCACCUUUUCACUUCCAGCCAGUGGGGUGGGGCGCAUGCAAGGGUCAGUUCUCGGCCUUCUCCAGGUAUGUAUGCACUGCUCACCCUGACUAGUAGCGAAGUCAUUCUGAUCCAAACCUGAUGGCACCGCAGUCCUCAGCCCCAAUUCUCUCUUAACUCUAAGAGCUUCUUUUGGCUUCUUCCUUGGGAUAUCCCUUACUUUGUUUGAAGCUGUGACGUGCCUCCAGGGUCAUUCUUGUAGUGGUUCCCGAUGGUGUGAAUGGUGAUGGCCAGGGCACUGUUCUCCCUGCUGUCCACACUUGGCUCUACAGAACUGCUUCUCAACGGGCACUUACGCCCCCUUUCCAAUCUUUUCUCCAAAGCAGAUUUUUUUCAAGUUUUCCACUUUCAUUCUGAUCAAUUUCUAAUCUUCCUAUUCAGGGCUGGGGAUAGAGCACGCAGAGGCCCUGGGUUUGAUCCCAGCAUCAAAAAAAAAAAAAAAAAAAAAAAAAAAUCUUUUUGCCUUUUGAUUUUCUGGUGCAAACCUGCACAGGGUCUGUUAAAACUCCAUCACUGUGGUGUAACUGGGGUGAAGGCUUUCUGCUGAUUCGCCAGGUUCUGCCGCCAUGCCUUUUCCUCAUCAAUAUUCCAAAUGAUGUAGCCAGGGCAUUUUCAGAAAUCAUACUGUGUUACUUUUAUUUUGCACUUUGUUUUCUGAGUUAAUUUUGGUUUUUAGUCAUGGUCUUUUCAUGGUUUCUUCUGGUUCUUUUCAUUAUUUUUUCUAAUUUGUUUCUGAAGUGAUUACUUUUUUUAUGUGUUAUUUUCUUGUUUUGUUCUGUUUUCUGGUGCCUGUUUGAGAGGUGCCUUGGGGGAGUCAGAAGGAGAAGCUGGGGCGAACUACAUCCUGAUCUUGUUCCUGGAUCCCAUGACUGAUUUUAUCAGCACACAUGAGUCAGACAAACCUAAUGCCCCUAGUUAGUAAGUUCUUCCUCAUUAUAGAAGCUGAUAGUUCAGUAUUAACUAUUACGUCUGGUAAAAUUUGCUAUUGGAACCAUUUUUUGAGUGUAAAUUCAGUUUGUACAACUGAAUUAUAUUCAAAAUGUGCACCUCUACUGCCCUCCUACUCCAGUUCUGUGUCACAGUUCUGGAGUGUCAACUCUGUAGCCACUGUGCACUAACUCUUCCCUCCAGACCCAGCCACCUGCUCUGUGUCUCUGUGAGUUUGUGUACUCCAGAUAUGUAUAUUAGUAGAUCCAUAUAAUGUUCCCUAUGUCUGGCUUAUCUCAUUUGGCACGUUUUCAAGUCUUGUAUAUGUUGCAGUAUUUGUCAGAAUUCAUUCUAUUUUAUGACUGGACAAUAUUCCACUGCAUAAAUAUACUAUGAUUUGUGUGUCUGUCUACUUAGACUAAUAUUGCUGUGGAGAGUUGUACUAGAGACUCCAUUGAAUCUGUAUUUUCAAUUCUCUUGAGUAAAUACCUAAGAAUAAAAUUGCUGAGUCGGGUGGUUCUAUUAACUUACUUUCUUUUAAUAACAUUUUUAUUAACUCUUUGGGAAUUUCAUUCAAUGUAUUGUUCAAAUUCAUUCCCAGCCCCCAAUUCCUCCCAGAUCCACCCCCAUCUCUCUACCCACCCAACUUUGGUUUCUCUCAAUCGAUUGUUUUCUUAUCCCCAUCCAGUGCAGUCUAUGUUCCCAAAUUGUCUUGAGUCUGGGGCCUGCCCUGGAGUGUGGUCAACCUCCCUGAGGUCAUAUCACUAAAGAAACUGACUCUCCUUCUCCCAGCAGUGAGCACUGUUGAAUGCCAAUAGCCCAUCAGUUAGGGGUGGGACUCCAUGCCCACCUCUCCCCUCCAUGCUGGGAUUUUCUCUGGCUUGAGCUUGCAUGGGUCUUGUGCGUACUGUCACAACCACUGUACACUCACGUGCAAAUGCCCUGCUGAGUCCAGAGGAUACUGUCCUUGUAGUCAUCCACUGCCCUGACUCUCAGUCUUGCCCCCACACCCCCUCUUCCACAGGGACCCCUGAGCCUUUGGGGAGUGGGUAAAUAGAGCUGAGCCCUCUGCCGUCUCUUAUUCUCUGCAUGGUGGCCAGUUGUGGGUCCCUGUUAAUUGCCAAGCAUUGCAGGAUUAUUAACUUUUUGAGACACUGCCAAAGGUCUUCCUCAGCAGAUGUGCCAUUUUGAAUCCCCUCUAGGAACAUACAGGGUCCAGUUUUUCCGUAUUCCUGCCAACACUUGUUAUCCCCCUAUCA